Molecule: messenger RNA, 3814 nt
Organism: Perkinsus marinus ATCC 50983
Lineage: Eukaryota; Perkinsozoa; Perkinsida; Perkinsidae
Product: ATP-dependent RNA helicase DHX8, putative
Exons: 28
Coding region: 29-3748 (1239 amino acids)
Biological process (GO): spliceosomal complex disassembly
Cellular component (GO): intracellular anatomical structure; catalytic step 2 spliceosome
Molecular function (GO): RNA binding; ATP binding; ATP hydrolysis activity
Source: RefSeq, a predicted model, not a curated record
UGAAGGGCUACUUUGUUAUUCGCACUAAAUGGCCCCUCCUGUAGCCACUGCAGUAGACGGACCCUCGAAAGGUCCGGAAUCGUCCACGAAGUCAGGCGGUCCUUCGGUGAGAUCUGUGGUGGAGAAGAUUCUCUAUCUCAACGCACGGAAACAUGUCCGACAAACUAUGGAGAAUCAUUGGGAUAUCAACGAUCCCGACGUGGCUGAUAUGGUCGUUCAUUUGGCGAGGGAGAGUCGGAAGGAGGGGAAGGACAGCUCUCAGAAAGCUGACCCUGUUGAUACCUUUUGUGAGAAGCUCGAAGGCGUUGGUGCUGAGACAUCGCGGAAUACGGCGGAUAUACUUAUGGGUAUUGUGAAUCGAAUCGACGGUAUCAUAGACCGUCUAGCGCCUUCCAGGUCCCCGAGAUCGGCUGGUAUGCGUAAGAGGGCUCUUAGUAGUGACAGUAAAGAUAGUGGCGCCUUUCCGGGCUUGUGUAUUCACAAUGAAACUACUAAGGACAGGCCCGAACUCAAGCUCGAGAGACCUGAGGAGCGAGAUGGGAUCGCGCCGCUGUCCACUACGGCUGAGCAUCUAAUAUUGGAGGAAAUGCCGUAUAGGGAACGUGUCAAAUUUGAGAGGGAGAAGAAAAGGAGGGAACAUGAGAGAUCAAUGGAUAGAAAGCUGGAUGACUAUCAUAGACGAGAUCAUCGCCGAUCGAGGAGUCGCUCGAGAUCUCGGGAUCGUCGUCGUCAUCAUCACGAUCAUCGCAGUAGGUCGCGGUCGAGGGAUGAGCGUAAGGGCGCUCCUACAAAGAGGAGUUCAGAUCUGCAGCCGUUGGAGUUGUAUACUAUUCACCGAGGCACGGUCCAACGCGUAAUGGAGUAUGGGUGCUUCGUGGCCUUCCGGACACAAGAGGGAGAAAAGGAAGGGCUUGUUCACGUUGGUGAGAUCCUCCCGGCUUCCUCGGCUGGUCGUUCGCGCAUGAGCGCAUCGGACUUGGUGAAGCGAAACCAAAGCGUGUAUGUGAAAAUAGUUGGCCUUGCAGGUAGUAAGAUUAGUCUAUCCAUGCGAGAAGCUGACCAGAAGACAGGGGAGGACCUCAGGCCGCGGAACUCUUCCUCGUCCAAGUCGAUCCGUCCGGGCGACUCGGCUUAUCACGGCGCUAAUUCGAUUCCCAUUGGUCGGGCUACGACUAACGCUGCGGCCCGGUCGGGUAUGGGUGCCCAAACUGGUAUUCGUUUGGACCUUGACCAGAGUGGUGGUGGUAGUAGCAGCAGCACUGGACGGCAGACUAAACCACAUUUGAACGAUUAUGAAUUAUGGGAGGCUCGGCAACUAAGGGCCUCUGGGGUGCUUGAUGCUAGUGACAUGCCUGACUUCGAUCCGAGGAAUAGAGAGGAGACUAAGGAAGAGGUUGAACUGGAAGUAGCCGACACUGAGCCGAAGUUCCUGGCUGGCCAGACUGCCAAGACUGGGGUCAUUCUCUCGCCGGUACGUAUUGUUAAAGAACCUGAUGGAAGUCUACAGCGAGCCGCUAUACAGCAAGCGACUUUGGCUCAAGAGCGUCGUGAAUCUAAACAGGCCAUGCAGGAGCAAGUCAUUAAGGCUAUCCCGAAGGAUAUGAGCAGACCAUGGGAGGACCCUAACCCACAUCAGGGCGAACGUACUCUAGCACAGAACUUGCGUAGUAUUACGAUGAACAGCGCAUCGCAGAACCAAAUUCGGAAGCACGGUGCCCCCACUGGAGUUGCCUAUGGUCAACGUUCGGCCCUGCCGAUGCGGGAACAACGCGAGGGUCUGCCGAUUUUCAAACUGCGUAGUCAGCUUUUACAGGCUAUGGCUGAGAACCAGGUUCUUAUUGUCAUCGGUGAAACUGGCAGUGGGAAGACCACACAGAUGACGCAAUAUAUGGCUGAGGCAGGGUACGCCGACCAUGGGAUCAUAGGUUGCACUCAGCCGAGGCGUGUGGCUGCUAUUACGGUCGCUAAGCGUGUCGCUGAGGAGUAUGGAUGUCGGCUGGGCCAGGAGGUCGGAUAUACGAUUCGAUUUGAGGACCACACAUCUCCGGAAACUCGGAUAAAGUAUAUGACCGAUGGUAUGCUCCUUCGGGAGGCUCUGGCUGAUCCUCUGUUAAAGAAGUAUUCAGUGAUUAUGUUGGACGAGGCACACGAGCGUACGAUUCACACGGAUGUACUGUUUGGUCUGUGUAAGGAGGCAAUCAGAGAACGCAAUGACCUCAAGCUUAUCGUCACGAGUGCCACUCUCGAUGCUGAGAAGUUCAGCCGAUAUUUCUUCGACUCGCACAUUUUCACCAUUCCGGGCCGUACAUUCCCGGUGGAGAUCCUCUACUCGAACGAGCCAGAGGAAGACUACGUUCAAGCGGCGUUGAUGACAGUGAUGCAGAUCCAUCUCACUGAACAGCCUGGAGACAUAUUGGUCUUCCUCACUGGUCAAGAGGAGAUCGAUACGGCGUGUCAACUAUUGGAUGAACGGAUGGCUCAGUUGGCGCCUAUGAAUCCACCACCACUGAUUCCGAUGGGAGUAUAUGCCGCGCAGCCAUCGGAGGUUCAGUCCAGUAUCUUCGAACCGGCUCCGCCUGGGUCGCGUAAGUGUGUGGUAGCUACUAACAUCGCGGAGGCCUCUAUCACGAUCGAUGGUAUUUACUUUGUUGUUGACCCUGGAUUCGCGAAAAUCAAGACAUUCAACGCGAAGACCCAAAUGGACGCCCUCAUUGUGACGCCGAUUUCACAGGCCAAUGCUCGGCAGCGAGCCGGUCGUGCUGGUCGAACUGGUCCGGGCAAGUGCUACCGUCUCUACACUGAGAAGGCCUUCCGCACGGAGAUGCUCCCGUCAGCAGUGCCUGAGAUCCAACGUUCUAAUCUCUCUAAUGUGGUCCUCACGCUGAAGGCUAUGGGGAUCAACGAUCUUCUCGGCUUCGACUUCAUGGAUGCUCCGCCGGUCCAAACUUUGAUCAACUCACUGGAGGCACUGUGGCAACUUGGUGCUCUCGAUGACGAGGGACUUCUGACCAAACUUGGCAGGAAAAUGGCAGAGUUCCCCAUGCCCCCGGAGCAAUCGAAGAUGCUACUGGCUUCGGUUGACCUUGGCUGUGCAGAUGAGGCCAUCACUGUUGUGGCUAUGUUGUCUGUCCAAAAUGUCUUCUACCGUCCGAAAGAUAAGCAGGCCGUAGCUGAUCAGAAGAAGAGCAAGUUCAACUCUCCUGAAGGGGAUCAUGUGACUUUGCUUGAAGUAUACAAGGCGUGGUCGCGGAACAGAUUCUCGGCACCUUGGUGCUACGAAAAUUUCAUUCAAGUCAGGAGUUUGAGGAAAGCACAAGAUGUCCGCAAGCAGCUUAUUGGUAUCAUGGAUCGAUAUCGACUGGAGAUCAACAGUUGUGGUCAGGAUUACAAUAGGCUACGUCAAGCGAUUGCUGCUGGGUACUUCAACAACCUGUGUCGUCGUGAUCCUAAUGAGGGCUACCGAGUCAUGCGAGAUCUUCAGCAAGUCUAUAUUCACCCUUCUAGUGCACUAUACCAGAAGAAUCCCGAGUGGGUUAUUUACUAUGAGUUGGUCAUGACCACUCGAGAGUACAUCAGGGAGGUGUGCACAGUGGAGCCGGAGUGGAUGCCGAAGAUCGCCCCUAACAUGUUCAAACAGGCCGACAACCGUGGAAUCAGCAGGAUGAAAGCGAACGAGAAGAUCGAGCCUCUAUACUCAAAGUAUCAUGAUCGUGAUGCUCUGCGUACACUGGCAAGAAGGAAGUGUUAGUGAGGAAACACACCCUUUUAUUAUGAAAGUUGAAACAUCAUCAAAACUGAAAGAAGACGUCAUUAC